UCAACUGCCAUCAUGAAGGUUCUCGUGGUUUUAGCCCUGGCUGUUUUCACAGGCUGCCAUGCCAACGUUCUGUGGCAGGACCCAGCCAAGCUGGACUUGGUGAAAGAUGCAUUCUGGGACUAUGUUGCCAAGGCGACCCUCACUGCUGAAGACACCCUGCAGAAGAUCAAGCAGUCUGAGCUGGGCCAGGAAUUCAAUGCCAGGAUCUCUGAGAGUGCUGUUGCUGUCAACCAGUACAGUGUGGCCCUGCAGGGUCAGGUGACCCCCCUGACUCAGGAUCUGCUGGCUAAGCUCACCCAGGAGGCUGAGCUGCUGAAGGGCCGCCUGGAGCAGGACAUGAUCACCAUGAGGGCCCAGCUGCAGCCCUACGCCGUGGAGCUGAGCACUGACAUCCAGAGGCAGGUGGAGGAGCUGAAGAAGGAGGUGGCAGCCUACGCAGAGGGAGUGGACUCUGAGAAACUGAAGGCCAGCCUGCUGCAGAAGAGCGACGAGCUGAAGGAGAGCCUGGAGAAGAGCGUGACGGAGCUGCAGUCUCUGCUGGUUCCCCAGACAGACGAGCUGAAGCAGAAGAUGGAGCAGAACCUGGAGGCCUUCCAGCACAGCAUCGCUCCUCUGACCCAGAGCUUCCAGACCCAGCUGGCCCAGAAGACCCAGGAGAUCCAGCAAAGUCUGGCUCCCUACGGAGUGCAGUUGGAGAAGCUGGAGGUCAACGCCCAGGACCUGAAAGUCCAGCUGGCCUCGCUCUGGGAGUCCUUCACCAAGGGCAGCCAGUAAACACAGUUGCUGGAACUGGACACGAGUUCUCAUUUCAAGUUUUCUGUCAUAUUUUAAAAUGCUGCUGUUGGACUGAAGGUGUUAUUUUAGGGAUGAAAAGUGCAAUAUUACAUAAAAAGUGUACCUGGACAAGUUGUUAAGGUUCCUGGUUAAGAACACAAACAAAUCACAAAGAAAACAGUUUUGAACAGUAUUAUUUAUUCUUUUUGUGACUGUGUUCAUGUCUC
Hypomesus transpacificus is the source of this 1001-nucleotide messenger RNA. RefSeq names its product apolipoprotein A-IV-like. Gene Ontology annotation, molecular function: phosphatidylcholine-sterol O-acyltransferase activator activity; cholesterol binding; phospholipid binding. Gene Ontology annotation, cellular component: high-density lipoprotein particle; chylomicron; extracellular region. The record is from RefSeq and is a predicted model, not a curated record. NCBI's taxonomy places the organism in Eukaryota, Metazoa, Chordata, Actinopteri, Osmeriformes, Osmeridae. Gene Ontology annotation, biological process: triglyceride homeostasis; phospholipid efflux; lipoprotein metabolic process. The transcript has 3 exons. Bases 13 to 774 code for a protein of 253 amino acids.